Messenger RNA from Coprinopsis cinerea okayama7#130, 1368 nucleotides. Its product is annotated as NEDD8 activating enzyme. The record is from RefSeq and is a predicted model, not a curated record. Gene Ontology annotation, cellular component: nucleus; cytoplasm. Gene Ontology annotation, biological process: protein neddylation. Bases 91 to 1368 code for a protein of 425 amino acids. The transcript is spliced from 5 exons. Lineage: Eukaryota; Fungi; Basidiomycota; Agaricomycetes; Agaricales; Psathyrellaceae. Gene Ontology annotation, molecular function: NEDD8 activating enzyme activity.
AUUACUGUCACCGAGAUGACAUGAGACCCGUGGCGGCGACGCGCAGCGCAAACGUCGAGGGCCCACACAGAGACCACGACGACGUCGACGAUGGCUGCCACAAACAACGACUGGUCAGGCCGCUACUACCACAUUGACCAGAUUCUCGACAAACCAGGACCGCGCACAGAUCCGUCUUUCCUGGCUGGGGAUGGAGUCAAAGACUUCCUGAGGAAGCAGGCCAAAAUCCUGGUUAUCGGCGCUGGCGGCCUGGGAUGUGAGAUUCUUGCCAACCUCGCACUCACUGGCUUCAAGGAUAUCCAUGUAAUCGACAUGGACACCAUCGACAUCAGCAAUUUGAAUCGCCAAUUCUUGUUCAGACCAGCAGAUGUCGGAAAACCAAAGGCAGUCGUCGCCGCCGAGUUCAUCAUGAAACGAGUCCCAGGGGUAACCGUCACACCAUACUUUGGAAAGAUCCAGGAUAAAGACGAAGACUAUUACAUGCAAUUCAAUCUCGUCAUUUGUGGCUUGGACUCGGUGGAAGCGCGCCGGUGGAUGAACGCGACUCUCGUCAACAUGGUGGAUCCUGAAAAUCCAGAGAGUCUCAAACCAAUGAUUGAUGGUGGAACAGAGGGCUUCAAGGGCCAGGCUCGAGUGAUCCUCCCAACCUUCACCUCAUGCUACGAAUGCUCUCUCGAUAUGCUUAACAAGCAAACUGCUUUCCCGAUCUGCACCAUCGCGAACACUCCCCGACUUCCUGAACACUGUAUUGAAUGGGCCUCCGUACUCGAGUGGCCCAAAGUGCAUGGAGAUAAGAAGAUGGAUACUGACGAUCCAGAGCAUAUCAGUUGGCUUUACAGCGUGGCUCUUAAGCGUGCCCAAGAAUUCAAUAUCGAAGGCGUCACCUGGUCGCUGACACAAGGCGUCGUGAAGAACAUCAUCCCAGCUAUCGCAUCCACCAACGCCAUCAUAGCUGCAGCGUGCUGUAACGAAGCAUUCAAGAUCGCUACAAGCUCAGCUGCCUUCCUUAACAAUUAUUUCAUGCUUAUCGGAACGGAUGGAGUAUACUCUUACACUUUUGAACACGAGAAGCGCCAGGAUUGCCCUGUUUGUGGUGGCGAAGCACUAGACUUGACAGUUUCUCCUGAAACUACCGUCGACCAGCUCAUCGACCUUCUAGUUGAGCGACAGGACAUUCAAAUCAAGAAACCGUCUCUCUCGACACCUACCAAGCAACUGUAUUUCCAGGCGCCUCCUCAACUGGAAGAGGCCACCCGACCCAACCUGGAGAAGAAGCUCUCUGAUUUCGUUCCGCCCAACGGAGAGGUCACCGUCACUUCGACGUCCCUACCAUUCAGUUUAUCUCUUCGCAUCCAGUACUCUGCAUAG